CCCCAGGGAACAAGCUUAUUCGACGUCGACUGUCCGGAUGAAGAUCCAAACGCCCCUGAACCGGUGGAGUCCUGCACGUGUAAGGACGGUAGCAGUAUCCAUUGCGGGUACAGCGAAAAUGCAGCCCGAAAUACUGCACGGGGUAUAAAUACCAGGACCACAGUACAAAAGUCAUCAAGAAAUGCUGAAAAAUUUGGAGGUACAGCACGUCGUUCAAGAAGAUCCAUCCAGGAUAACACAUUUUACUCAGAUGACAUUGAUGAGAGUGAAGACUACGUCUUUGACUACGGAGACAACCAGUCCCCUCCUCCAGUCGCUCAGUGGCCAACUCCUACCCUCCAGAUCACCGAGGAAGGUGCGACAAAACACUGUAGAGAGGCCAUCAUGAACUCAUCUAUGUCUGCAGUAUGUGCCAACCUGGGAGUGGAUAUCUUUGCACCUGUCCGAGCAUGUGUCGAGGAUAUCAAGUUUACUGAAGAUUUAGGCAUAGCAGCAGCUCACGUGGACACCGUAAAAGCAGCCUGUACAGACGUCGCCUAUCAGAACGUUAGUCUGUAUGAAGUUGACGAUGAUGGAGUCCUAGUUCCUCCCAUGGCCGUACGAGACAACCUGUGUCCGGCAGACUGCAGUCAGCAGGGUGACUGUGUGAACGGGACCUGUGCGUGUUUUGAGCCGUACACAUCAGCCGACUGUUCCCUGGUAAAAGGCAGCCAACCGGCGGUCCGAUUCAUCCCUAACCACGGCCUGUGCGACAUCCGCAGACGGCCGUGUAGGAAGACGUCAGUCAUCGCAGACGGGCUGGUGGAGACUGGGAAUCUCACGUGCAGGGGCAGGGAUGUCAAGAUAGAAAAUGGGAUCCAGACCAUCAUUACAGGAAGCGACCAGUUGACAAACGCAACAAUCCGCAGUUUUAAAGAAGUUUCUUGUCAACUGCCUCAAUCGCCAGUGCUUCAGGGCACACCAGAUGAGAUGGAGGGAACUAGCAUCUAUGGAUACCGCCUCUCUGUCAGUAAUGAUGGAGAAAACUUUAGUGACGACCUUCUUUUUACAAUCUACGACUCUUUGUGCCAAAACUGUACGUCGGGACCGCAGUGUUUCUGGAAACUAAAUACCUGCAAAAUAAGAGGUUUCUGUUUUGGACAUGGAGAUCCGAAUCCCAACAACUGGUGCCAGCAGUGCCUGCCACAUCUCUCCAACCAGACAUUCAGUGAAAGACCUGUUAACCUGCCACCAGUCAUUGUGUCACCAACUGACAUCACUAGAGUAUACGGAGAACAUUUAAAUGUUACAGUUGUUACCAAUGAUCCAGAAGGUAGGCCGGUUUCGAUCUCCAUUACUUCUGCUAACAGGCAUGGUAUCACGGUGAAGGGUGAUCAGCUUCAGUGGAAGACAGAACACCCAACAGGAAAUUUUGUUGAGACUAUUAAAGCCAGUGAUGAAUGUGGGGCUUUUGACACACAAAACUUUACAUUCAUCACCAUGGCCUGUCCUUGUCAGAAUGGCGGCAUGUGUGUACCAGAUCCCAACAUGCCUCGCGGCCAGGGUCACUAUGUCUGUGAAUGUCCCGGAUACACGGGCCGAUGGUGUGAACAGGAGAUUGACGAGUGUCAGUCAAACCCCUGUCACAACGGCACGUGUAUUGACCUGAUCAAUGGUUUCAACUGCACCUGUGAUGACGACCAUGUUGGCGAGUUCUGUCACAUCGACAUAGAUGACAAGUGCGGCCUGCAGCCAUGUUUCCCCGGGGUUCUCUGUAUCAACGUCGCCGGCGGCUUUGAGUGUGGAGACUGCCCGGAGGGAUUUACUGGAAACGGCAUUACAUGUCAAGAUGUGGAUGAAUGCGUCUCUGCCACCACCAAUGACUGCACCUAUGUUUGUGAGAACACCCCAGGCUCCUAUCGCUGUACCUGUUCAGCAGGUUUCAUUCUAGUCAAUGACCAGUGCAUUGAUAUUGACGAGUGUGCAUAUGGGCUGUCCGAGUGUUCUCAUCUGUGCAGUAACAAUGCCGGCAGCUAUACUUGUGACUGUCCAGCGGGAUAUCGCCUCGGACCUGACAACAAGCAAUGCAUCGAACUGGAUGAAUGUGCCAACACUCCGUGCGAAAAUGGAGGCACUUGUCAUGAUGAAAUCAACCAGUUUUCGUGUUCUUGCCCAUUGGGAUGGCUUGGAGCUCUCUGUGAAAGAGACAUUGAUGAAUGUUUGGUGACCAACCAUGGCUGUGAAUAUGAAUGUGAGAACACACUCGGCAGCUAUACCUGCAGCUGUCCUGAAGGGUUCGAGCUCAAGAAUGACAGGAAGACAUGUCAAGAUAUCAACGAGUGUGAAACAACCUUGGUGUGUACUCACAUCUGCAGUAACACGGAGGGAAGUUACACCUGCAGCUGCCCAGCUGAUUUAGUUUUGCAACCAGAUGGAAUCACAUGUGUGAUACCUGCGUCGGCCGUAGCACCACAAGAAGACUGCCGAAAAUCUGGCUGCCCUGGCAAGGAUGCUCAGGAGUGCGUUGAGAUCGAUGGAAACUACGUUUGCCAGUGUAUCGAAGGCUAUUACCUAGCUGAGGGCGGAACAAUGUGUAAAGAAUUGACCGUGUAUGAAGCCAUGAUCACCCUGAUGACGAUAAACGGCAACGAAGCCGUGUUUACUGAAGGCGGUUUGGGAACCCCUGGUUCGGACGAGUUUCUUGACCUGGCCGUAUUGAUUGAGGAAGUGAUCAAUGCGGUGUAUGAAAACAGUGGCCUUCAAAACAAGUACAGAGGCUGUAAGGUCGUGACUUUCCGCGAAGGAAGUGUCAUCGUUGACUUUGAGCUAUACGUCCUUGAGGAUGCCGAGUUGUCUUCAUCAGAUCUGAGGGACGCCAUCUUGAACGGCCUGUCCAACAACACUCUCAGUGGAACCAACGGGGUGAUUGUUGUCAUCCCAUCGUCUUUGCAAGUCUCUUCACAAGCUACUACUACUCCCGACCAGAUGUGGUACAACAACCCCCUGUACCUUACCCUGCUCUGUGUCGGCUGUGCUGUUGUGGUCACUACCCUGAUAGUGGGAGCGGUCUGUCUGCUGACCAGUCCCAAACGCCGCAGGAAGAUGGUCGUUAGGGACAGCAUGGUGGCCAUGGGCAUGACAGACAUGACAGGAAAGGACCAAGGCAUUGACGGACCUGCUACUGAAGAUGACAAAUACGAGUAAAAAACCGUGGACUGUUUAACUCCAUUCUUUGUCAAGAAUAGAGCAACCCAACCUUCUGUGACGUAACGCAAUACACGUAACACACGUGACUUGCUCAGCGGUGAGUUAAAAGUAGGAGAGUUUAUAAUAUCUCUGUUAGGAUGGUUGUAAUACCUCCAUGUCGUUUUUUUUUCUUUAUUCUUGAAAAAAUAUUCAGGUAAUUUAUCAUCAUUUACCCAUGUCAUUGAAUAUAAAUAUUUGUCAAAAAUACACCACUAAAAUGUGGAACAGAAAUAAUAAUAAUCUAGCAAUUCUUGUUAUCUUAAUUAACCCUUGUCCUGCUGGAAUGUUUUGACAAAAUAUUUUCCAAUAAUUUCAUGUCUUAAUUAGGUCAUAGACCCAUGGAUUUUCUUUUUGCCCUGCGUUGGCAUAUUUACGUCCGCAUUCGUUGCGUUUCGCAGCGGUGUAAUUCUUUGCACGAGAAAUACCACAAAUGAAUGGUACUGUAUGUGCAACUCAACAAUUGAAAGUCGCCACAGGACUUCUUUUUUUUAUAAUAAUAUAUCACAAUCUAUGACAGAAAAUAAUUCAUGUCAUUAUUGUCUCAUUAUAGUGAGAACUGUUUGAUAAGGGCUUUUAGAAUAUUUGCGUGGUAGUUUUUUCAACAUAAGUGUUACGUAGAAAAUGUGUGUUUACCAAUUUGUCGCUUUUAUGACAUUUGCGCUCAUAAGGCAUGUGAACGAUGGUGCGUCACAUCCCUACUUGACACCCCUAUUCGCCCUAGGUUUUCUUUUUCCUAGACCAUCGGUGUUGAUUUAGAUAAAGAUACCAGCAUAUUAAAUGUACCAGUCGUGGAUAAGAGAUUGUUGUUAAGAAGUUAUUUUUCUUCAAUGUAAAAUCUGAUCUUCCUACAGUGUGUGUUAAAUGUGCAAACUUCCAACAGCUUACCAUAGUGCUGUAACAUUGUUGU
Branchiostoma belcheri (Belcher's lancelet) is the source of this 4132-nucleotide messenger RNA. RefSeq names its product von Willebrand factor D and EGF domain-containing protein-like. The record is from RefSeq and is a predicted model, not a curated record. Lineage: Eukaryota; Metazoa; Chordata; Leptocardii; Amphioxiformes; Branchiostomatidae. The coding region runs from base 385 to 3183 and encodes 932 amino acids. Gene Ontology annotation, molecular function: calcium ion binding. The transcript is spliced from 15 exons.